Molecule: messenger RNA, 968 nt
Organism: Leptopilina heterotoma
Lineage: Eukaryota; Metazoa; Arthropoda; Insecta; Hymenoptera; Figitidae
Gene: JHBP-1
Product: protein takeout-like
Exons: 6
Coding region: 83-865 (260 amino acids)
Source: RefSeq, a predicted model, not a curated record
AUAAGCGAGCUAAAGUAUCAGUUGAUUUUUAAACUUUGAAUACCUUCACGUAUAUAACAAAAAUUUGUUAAAUAAUUAAUAUAUGUGGUAUGUAAGACUUUCUUUAAACAUAUCAUCAAAUAUGAAUACAAUUGUGGCAGGAUUACUUUUAAUAUUUGUUGCUGCAACCACUGCGGCAAAUUUGCCCGAAACCUUCAUAUCAUGCAAGAAAUCUGAUCCAAAAUGGAUAGAAUGCUUAGGAGAUGCUUCAAUUGAUGCAGUUAGAAAAUUAGGGAAAGGUUUAAAAGCAUAUAAAAUAUUGCCACUGGACCCGCUUAAAAUUAGCGGUAUUUCAAUCGGCGAAGCAGGCGGAUCUGUGUCUGUUAAACAAGAAUAUAAAAAUGUUGAAGUUCAUGGUCUCACGAAAAAUUUAGAAAAACGAAAUUUCAAUUUCGAUUGGGACAAACUUAUACUUUCAAUUGAAGCAUACAACCCUCAAGUUGAUUUUGUAGGAAAGUAUAAAGUUGAAGGAAAAGUUUUAUUAUUACCAAUAAGAGGUUCCGGAGACUCCAACAUUACUAUGUUGAAUCUGAUUACUAGGGUCAAUUUACAAUUUGAAAAAUAUACAAAAAAUGGAGAGGAAUAUGCGAAAAUAAAAACUUUUAAAGUCAAAUUUAUACCAGAAAAAGUUCAUUUAAUCUUUAAAAAUCUUUUCGAUGGAGAUCCAGUCUUAGCUCCACCAAUGGAAAAAUUCUUGGAUGAGAAUUCAGAUAUAUUAUUUAAAGAACUUCAAUCUUCAUAUGAAACUAGUUUUGGUUUAGUUUUCAAACAAAUAGGAAAUGAAUUAUUUAGUCGAGUAACAUUGAAAGAAAUAUUUCCAGAAUGAUUUUUUAAGACAAGUUUAAAUAUUAGUCAAAGAUUUAUAUAUAUAUAUAUAUAUAUAUAUAUAUAUAUAUAUAUAUAUAUAUAUAUAUAUAAAAUUUGCAUGU